Messenger RNA from Aspergillus japonicus CBS 114.51, 846 nucleotides. RefSeq names its product 3'-5' exonuclease. Bases 1 to 846 code for a protein of 281 amino acids. NCBI's taxonomy places the organism in Eukaryota, Fungi, Ascomycota, Eurotiomycetes, Eurotiales, Aspergillaceae. The transcript is spliced from 2 exons. The record is from RefSeq and is a predicted model, not a curated record. Gene Ontology annotation, molecular function: 3'-5' exonuclease activity; nucleic acid binding. Gene Ontology annotation, biological process: nucleobase-containing compound metabolic process. Gene Ontology annotation, cellular component: cytoplasm; nucleus.
AUGGGCUCGAUCAAGAGUCACUUUGCAGCCCGACAGCUUCAAAAGGACACAGCCAAGAACCCCGUUACCCCGGAAUUCUGGAGCCACAAAUUACAAAAGAGCCCGGAAGGGAAAGAAAUUGUGGUGCACUAUUGCAGGAGCUUGAAGAGUAGCGAGGAUAUCGCACAGCUUUUUGUAGAGGAUGAUAUCAUUGGGCUUGACCUGGAAUGGAAGGCCUCGGCUUCGGCAUGGGACCGCAUCCAAGACAACAUUUCGCUAAUCCAGAUUGCGAACCGACACCGCAUCGCGCUCUUUCACGUGGCACUGUUCAAGCCGGCAAGAGGUAUCGCCGAUCUUGUACCACCGACGCUGAAGCGUAUCAUCGAAGAUCCAGCCAUCACGAAAGCUGGUGUUUCCAUCAAAGCGGACUGCACCCGUCUCCGAAAGUAUCUCCAGAUAGAUGCGCACGGGAUCUUCGAGCUUAGCCAUCUUCACAAGCUGAUCAAGUACUGCCAAUCGAAUCCCAAACUGAUCAAUAAGCGCCUUGUCAAUCUGAGCGAGCAGGUGGAGGAGCAUUUCGGGCUACCCUUGCAAAAAGAAGAAACCGUGCGGUGCAGCGAAUGGACAGCGACCUUGAAUUAUCGCCAGGUUCAAUAUGCUGCGUCCGACCCAUAUGCAUGCGUCUGCUUAUAUGACAAGAUGGAUGCCAAACGACAAGCACUGGACCCAACGCCCCCUCUUCCUGCCCACGCCGAACUGAAUAUACCGAUCCGGGUUGUGUGCAAAGCGCCUGUCACUGCUGACUUGGAAGAAGUCGAAGUAGUGCAACCCGGGGAUGCUCCGGAAGACUCAAAGUGUACCGUCUAA